This is a messenger RNA of Pelobates cultripes (western spadefoot toad), 234 nucleotides long. Lineage: Eukaryota; Metazoa; Chordata; Amphibia; Anura; Pelobatidae. The record is from the annotation of a GenBank genome assembly.
ACCAUAAAUAAUGGCAUGUUAUAUGCCCUGAAUACUGGCAUAGUGUAUACCCUGAAUUCUGCCAUAGUGUACACCCUGAAUACUGACAUGUUAUAUACCCUGAAUGUUGCCAUGGUGUAUACCCUGAAUACUGGCAUAGUGUACACCCUGAAUACCGGCAUGGUGUAUACCCUGAAUACUGGCAUGGUGUAUACCAUCAAUACUGGCAUGGUGGAUACCCUGAAUACCGGCAUG